UUCAGUUAAAAAGAGCCACGUUAAUAGUGCACGUACGUACACAAAAGUACGAGGUUUGGAAGACUUCAUGUAAGGUACUUUUCACGAAAAAGUAUGGCUUUAGAUAUUUGUCACACUGUUCUGUUGCAUUUUGUGCAUAUCUUGCUAUGGACCCGCCUCUAUUUAUGGACACUCGUUUUGAGGUUUAUUUCAAAACCUUUUGGUUUGUGUAUCGGAGAGCGACGUAAACUAUCCGCGGAAAGAUGCCGGAUCGACUCCAAAAAUCUUCCAAAACUUCCAUUACACAUCGGUCUUCAGAUCGUGGAAAAUCGGAUUUCAGAUGGAGAUGUCGCUAAUCUACUGGUGUGGUGCAUAGCUAUGGGAUUUUCAUACAUUUCUCUGUUUGAUAAUGAAGGUUACUUCAAGAACAAUCCAUCCAGACUGAGAAGUGUGUUGCAGAAAAAGAUGGCAGACGUCUCAGAGAGUGAUCAUCUUGUCUUCCAGAUUGAAGUUCCAGUGAGAAAUGGAGGAAAAUGUUAUGAAGUCAUCAGCAAAGAUACUUCACAAGCCACAAAAAGAACACGAAUAGCCAUAAUGUCUUGUGAAGAUGGAAGAGGGGAUAUACUGGAUUCUGCAAGGCAUCUUUGUCAAGAUGUAGCUGACAAGAGAUAUCGAGCAUCAGAGAUAGACAUUCCUCAUCUAGACCAAGUUAUGAAUACAUUGUUGGAUUAUCCUGACCCAGAAUUAAUCAUUCAGUUUGGACGGGUGAAUAGUCUACUUGGGUACUCGCCAUGGAAAAUCAGAGUUACUGAAAUAUUGUCUGUGCCAACGCAUCAUAGCAUCAAUUACCAAAGCUUCGUCAAUGUACUUCAAUCCUAUUCCAAAACACAGCAGAGAUUCGGCAAGUAGAAAAAGGAAUCUCCAGUUCUCCCUCAAAAGAAUUAUUGUCCAUGAAAUACCUUAAUAUAUAUAUUUUUGGAAUACUAUGUAAAUUUAAACUUUUGUAAGUUAAAACUAGAUAAUAAUUUGGAGUUGCUUGGUUAUGUCUGCAUAUGAAAUGGUUGUUCUGUGACUCUGUCUAUCAUUUAUAUGGUAUUGCCAUAUAUGCACUAUGCAGUGAUUGUUGAUUGUGAUUUUUGUUGUUUUAUGGUUUUGUACUAUGACAACGAUUUGGAAUCUUUUAAUUCUCUGCUCUGAAUAUGUAUUAGCAGGGCCCUGUCUUACAAAGAGCUGAUAUUGAUUGCAAAUUAUUUGAAAUUAAUAUCAAUCACAACUUUGUACAUAAGAGAUAGGAGAUCGCAAACUUGCGAUUGAUCAGAGGACUUGUGAUUGAUUUGGAUCAAUCGCAACUCUUUGUAUAAAGACAGGGCCCAGAUGUCAGGUUAUUUUAAAAUCAGUUAAUUCAAAUGUACUGUACAUUGUAAGUUCAGAAAUGUGUUUAUGUACAUUUAUGUAUUGAACGAUCAUGAAUUUUGCAAGUUUUGGGAUUUGUGAAAGUUACUGCUGCCCAAAAAUUAAUCACAACAUUUAAUGUUUGUAAUUUGAGAAAAAAGCUUUCAUUUUCAAUAAGUGAAAGUUUAAUGUUGUGUACGUUUCUCUAGUCAUUGUAAUUGCUCUACCUUGAAUGUUAAAAUAAACUGCCUAAUAAAAUAGGUAUUUGAAAUGAAUUACAGUUAAAUUAGCAAUAUAGAUCUACAAGUAAUGAUACCAAAAUAAUCUUAGCAACGAAACAUCAAGGCAUACAACUGUAGCUUUGAGUUUUAAACUUAAGUCAUCAAAAUCAUAUUCAUUAUGUUGGUUUUUGUAUUGUUGUUUUACUUCACUCAAGUUAUAACAUCAUUCAACACAACAAAUAAAUCCAUAAUUCUGAACAUGUGUUCAUGCCAGUGAUGCAUUAUUGCUGAAGUAUUGAUAUGAUUUAGGAAAAUGAAAAUUUGAAAAUAUACCAAACGUGUAAUUCUAGAUACAUGUAAGCUUGGCUGAUACCAGUGAUACCAGUGAUCUGUUUAUACGUGUACAGUAUCGUAGUACUUAUUUUAUUCAGAAGGCCUUAUAUGAAUAUUUUACCUGAUUUGAAUGUAAAAAAAAGUAGAUAAUCAGAAUGAUUUUGCCAAGGAGUUAAGUCUCACCCACUUGGAAUGUAGUCAUGCUCUUCUGGGUAACUAGCAUGCUAUAAAUGACAGAAUUAGCAAGUUACUGCUAUGAUAGUGCUAUUAAAUUUAAUAAUAAAUCAAAUAUUGUUUAUUGUAAUAUUGAAAGACUCUUGCCAUGCAUACAAUUUUAAGAUGACUAUUUAGGUCCCUCUUUAAAGGUGGGUACCAAUAGAGAAAAAAAAAAUGACCCUGUUGAGAACCCCCACACCCCCCCAAUAAAAGGUUCAAACAACGUACGGUAAUCUACCCUAAAAUCUUGGAUUUCUCAAAUUUUAUUCAUUUGCCCCUCAUUCCUGUCCUCGCCCCCUCCCAAUAACAAUGCUGUCUCUGCCGUUGCCUUUUAAUGAAUCACUACAAUGUUUUAGUGAUUGUGUCACCUUUGUAUUACUCUUUUGUCAGUAUUUGUAAGCGAGUCCUUCAGGUAAAAAUUUAUUUUUUAAAUGACACCCAUACAUAUGUUAAUGUUUUGACACUGUUUAGUGUGGCUCUAUUUGAUUUAUUGGACAGUCAAAUACAGAAAAUUUACCAAAACUAGUUGCCGGGCCAUGGCACAAAAAUAUGCUGUGGUUGAAAUUAAGAAGGCGUUAUUGGUGCUACUGAAGUGGACAAUUCACUCAUUUGUUUAUUUUGACUGUAUUUCAAGCAAUAACCUUUCUUUCUUUUGUCACUGUUCAAGGGAACCGUUCCUUCGCCACAGGCAAAGAAAAGAAAUUUAUACAUUUUGCUUGCCCUGCAGGGUGACUGAAGAUAUUUUUCUUUCCAACACUGCUCAUGCGGAUAUUCUAUUUAGUAUUUAGACUCAUGCAUGAACUCAUUUUCUUUAGCUAUCGUUGGAGCAUUGUGCAAUUAGAAAACUAGAGUGUAACCAUUUCCAUACCCCCAUGUCCUUUUCAUGUACAUCGAACUAGCAAUGCCAUCAGACAUGUAUCCGGUUUUUUUUUUGUGACAAAAUAUGUGAUGCAGUACUGGUAAAAAAAUGUUGGGAUCUCCUGGAAAAAACUGACUGAAAAAAGAACAAUAUUUAUAAUUUAUAAUACCAGCGAACUGAAUUUUGAUAUAGUUUUGUUAUGUUUUUUUUUAAACUUAAAAAAAAAUAGUUUCUACAGUCUACCAAUAGACAAUUUCUAUUAUACAUUGUAUUACAAUGUUUAAUCAGAUUAUGCACACACCUGCACAUUCUAGGAUAUGGAUAAUUGUAAUUGAACUUGACAUGGAUAUGGCAAAGAUGAUAACCAUACUUACAAGGUAAUAAGCCGUGCUUUACAGACAUUCCAUGAAUAACGUUAACUGGUAUUGAAUAAUUACCAGUCUUGUAAAUGUAUUUUGUUAUUUCAUAAUAUUAGUAUUAUUAAUGAAUAAAUCAAGAUCUGAAAAUAA
Molecule: messenger RNA, 3509 nt
Organism: Strongylocentrotus purpuratus (purple sea urchin)
Lineage: Eukaryota; Metazoa; Echinodermata; Echinoidea; Camarodonta; Strongylocentrotidae
Gene: nus1
Product: dehydrodolichyl diphosphate synthase complex subunit nus1
Exons: 5
Coding region: 94-888 (264 amino acids)
Cellular component (GO): endoplasmic reticulum membrane; dehydrodolichyl diphosphate synthase complex
Molecular function (GO): ditrans,polycis-polyprenyl diphosphate synthase [(2E,6E)-farnesyl diphosphate specific] activity
Source: RefSeq, a predicted model, not a curated record